Medioppia subpectinata is the source of this 759-nucleotide messenger RNA. The record is from the annotation of a GenBank genome assembly. Lineage: Eukaryota; Metazoa; Arthropoda; Arachnida; Sarcoptiformes; Oppiidae.
UGGGAGGGCUGUGGACAGCGGUUCCCAAUCCCGUCGCUAUUGUCGUCACACAUCGCCUCUAAACACACCAAAGAGAGGGCCUAUAAGUGCGAAGAGUGCGGCAAACGGUUCACAACCGCUCAUUACCUGCGAGAUCAUCAAGUGAUCCACUCCUCGACCAAGAGGUAUAAGUGCGACCAAAUUGGCUGCCAUUUUGAGACACGACAUCAGUUCCAACUGAAGACACACCGAAUGAGACACACACUGAAAACGCCGCCCUAUCCGUGCGAAAUCGCCGGAUGUAAUAAAGCUUAUUAUACUGCGGGUCAGCUCAAAGUGCACGUCAAGUCACGCACUCAUAACCCGGACUACAGGCGCCGCAAAGUGGUCAACAAAUAUCGGUGCGAAUGGACGGGUUGUACGAAAGCCGUCCAAUCGCGGGCCCUAUUGGAGACACACGUUCGCGAGAAGCACACCAAUGAGCGGCCGUUUGUGUGUAAGUGUGGCCGCGCCUUCACCACCGAGAAGUACCUACAGUUGCAUAUGAAGACCCACUCGGAGGACAAGCCAUACCAAUACCAAUGCCAAUACCCGGGAUGUGAUUAUAGCGCACGACUUAAGCACAGUCUCGAUAUACACCACAGACGGCACGAAAAGAGCACACCAUUUGAGUGCACCGAAGAGGGCUGUGGCAAGAGUUUCGCCGCUAAGAAGUUACUCACCUUUCAUGUGAAGAGAGUCCAUAGCGGCCGACCCUAUGUGUGCGAUUGGCCCGGAUGU